This is a messenger RNA of Micropterus dolomieu (smallmouth bass), 2998 nucleotides long. Its product is annotated as troponin T, cardiac muscle isoforms-like. Gene Ontology annotation, molecular function: tropomyosin binding; troponin I binding; troponin C binding. The transcript is spliced from 16 exons. Gene Ontology annotation, cellular component: troponin complex. The coding region runs from base 431 to 1225 and encodes 264 amino acids. Gene Ontology annotation, biological process: regulation of muscle contraction; cardiac muscle contraction; sarcomere organization. The record is from RefSeq and is a predicted model, not a curated record. NCBI's taxonomy places the organism in Eukaryota, Metazoa, Chordata, Actinopteri, Centrarchiformes, Centrarchidae.
UGUGCAAUUGAGGUAACGUUUGACGGCUGCAUGAGAGAAGAAAUGUGCUAAGACGUCAACAAGCAGACCUUCAAGAGAGCCACGCAGAAUAUGAAAGCUAGCACAGUCAACACACCUGAAGCCUCGUGAGGUUACGCACUGCUACCUGGCAUCUCUAAUCCUUUCAGAAGAGCCAGUCUGCCGGGGACAGUAGCAGGAAAAGGAAACUCCAUCUUGAGGAACAGCAGCAGCUGAACAUGUUAUUACCACGUUCAAAUAUGUCCUGAAGCAAGGUAUGUGCCCACCCAUUGUAGACAUGGGCAGUUUGCCGCCAUGUGAUCCACUACUGGGUUUAAAAGCUUAUGUCCCACAGAGAAGGGCACAGCAUACAAUUCCCCAUUGAGACCCGUCUGAAGCACACAUUGCACUUUCUGGGUGCUGCAUCCUAACCAUGUCAGACACUGAAGACGCCACAUAUGAAGGACAACAAGACAAGGAUAUUGUUGAAGAGGAAGAGGAGGUGGAAGAGGUAGCAGAGGAGGAGGAGGUAGAAGCAGAUGCCGCAGAGGAAAAUGAAGGAGAGGAUGCUAAACCCAGGUCAAAACCUGGUUUUGUGCCCGGCUUGGCCGCUCCCAAAAUCCCAGAGGGAGAAAUAGUGGACUUUGAUGACAUUCAUCGAAAACGAAUGGAAAAGGAUCUGACGGAGCUCCACACUCUGAUUGAAGCUCACUUUGAGAAGCGUAAGAAGGAGGAAGAAGAGCUUCUUAGCCUCACUGAUCGCAUCGAGAAACGCAGGUCAGAGAGAGCAGAGCAGAUGAAGAUCAGGGCAGAAAGAGAAAGAGAACGGCAAAUCAAAGUAGCUGAAGAGAAAGCGAGAAAAGAAGAUGAAGAGGCAAAGAAGAAAGCAGACGAUGAUGCCAGGAAGAAGAUGAUUCUGUCCAACUUGACUUUCACUGGAUACAAGCAGACACAGACUGGGCCGAAAAGACAAACGGAAAGAGAAAAGAAAAAGAAGAUCCUCAAUGAUCGACGCAAAGAGUUAAAUGUUGAUCAAAUGAAAGAGGACAAACUCAGGGAAAAAGCUAAGGAACUGUGGGACUGGAUGCGGCAGCUGGAGGCAGAGAAAUUUGAACUCCAGUAUUUACACACUAAGCAGAAGUAUGAGGUCACCGUGCUGAGAAACCGGGUCAGUGAUCAUCAAAAAGUCUCAACACUGAUCUCCAUUAAUAUGAAGCGGUGUCAGUAACAGACGUUUGUGCCAGCUGUACACUGGGCCAAACAGGACUGGGAAAACAAAAAGGACAAGAGGUGUUUCCACAAAGGGCAGGCUGGGGUAUCUGAACAACAUGCCCUCAGUCUCAAAGGAGAGACGGGCUGUAAUGGCAACAGCUGAGAGAUCUCAAAACUGUGAUAUCAUCUGUGUUAAUGUAGCUCACAAUAAAACAGUGAUGGGCCCCUUCUGCCAUCCAAAUCUUCUGAAUCAUUCCUCCUGAUGUCAUGUAGGCCGCGCUACAAUGACGGCCCUAGUCUGUAAACAAGCUUAUUGAUUGACAAGAUAUGGAUUUUCCUGCAGAAUGUGGCAUUGGCUUUGCAAACCAGGAAUAGUGUAAUACUGUCACUGCAAACAAGUAUAACUUUGAAAUAUAGCCUUGAUUUAUAUUUGAAUGUUUUAUUUUCAGGUAAACCAGCUAUUCUCCUUUUUCAGACAUUACUAGCAUUUCCCGCACUAAAUCUUCAAAAACCUUAAAAAACAGAUUUCGUCAUACUUUUACCUAAAUUUGAUACAUUUGUGUAUUCAUAGGAAAGCUGCAGGGGUCAGGUACCUCGGUAGCAACAGUAGAUAAAGAUAGCGGUCAACUAUUUGGUAGCAAAUCCCCUUCCAGCUUUGGAAAGGUUUCAGUGUCUCUGAGGCCAGCAGCAGCUUUCUGUAGAGCAGUGCUUCCCAACCUAGGGGAUGAGACCACUGGAAGGAUUCACGAGAUGAUUAUUUGGGUAGAAAAUAAGAACAAACUGCACUGUAGAACACACAAUCAUGUUUUUUUCCUUGAAAGUCUGUAUAAUUUUACCUCUGCAUGCCACUGAAAUGAUUAAAAAUGAAAUACAUUUAUCUGAGAAAGGAAAAUCCCUCUUUGGUUGAACUUCUCUUAAUUCAUUUACUUGCAAGAGGGUAACAACACAUACAUAAUGCUUUGUGGUGAGGGGUCACAAGAAAAAAAAGUCUCAAACAGAUUCUGGCCUGCAGAUGUUCCAAAUCAGUGUAGGAAAACAUCUAAUAGCCAAAUUCUAUGAGCAAAUGUUAAGACUGUUAAGAGAAGGGUUGUUUCCAGUCUCAUACAAUAGUGACAUGAUGUGUCUGAAAUGUCCUUUCUGUGAUAAAUAUAUGCGUAAAAUAAUUAAAAUUUUAAAUGCAGCUACAGAGAGUGAGACUUAUUUGCAUAAGCAGAAUAAAUUAAAUAUCUGAUGUUUGAACUUUCAAAGCAAAAUAUAUGUAAGUGCACGACACACAGCUCAAACUAAAGGGGUCAACACACAAAAGCAUUUUUUCAUGGAAGAAUGCAUGAUACAUACAAGAUUCAAUAUGCAUAACAGGUUAAGUAUGUAUGUGAAGUUGAAGUUUGUAUGUGUGCCGGCUUAUAUUGCAUUUCUCUGCUGACUUUCACUUUAUUCUCAGUUCAAAGGGUACCAGAAGCAAGCGCGGCCUGAGGAAGUAACAUCUGACACUCAUGAAAUUAUUGGGAAUAACAUAAACUGCAUAAUAAUAUUUUCUUAAUAUUUAAACAUGGAAGAACAAAUUAUAAUUCUGAAAAUAUUGCAAGGUUAAAUAUGUUAUUUGUGAAAUGAAGUGCAUGCUGGGUACAUCUGCAGGAUUGUAGCAGUAUAGUAGACAGUCUCUGAUUGCAGACUGAUCAGCAAUGUGCUGCAGCUUGUGUUAAUUUAACAGGGAUCUGACAUGUGUGUAACCCAUUAAAAUGACUUUAGACUCUGAAAGGAUAAAAAUAAAACAUGAUGUUCAAUGUAA